GCAGAAAAUGUGCUUUCAACUGUUCGCAUUUCUGCUCCUCCUUCUGACCGUUUGGGUGACGGGCAGAAGUACUCCAUCGGAGUUGGAUGAAGACUGCGAACUGAAUUCUGUAGAUACAAUGCAUGAUUUCUGCUGCGACCUGCACGAUGAGAGUCCCCAGUUUAGCGAUUGCCAGAUGGAAUGGCACGAAAAGAUUCAAUACCAGACGGAUGAAGAGGAGCAGACGUACAUGUUUUGCACCGCAGAGUGCAGUUUCAACAGUACGCACUUCCUAGGCAAGGACCGCCGUUCACUGAACCUCAAUGAGGUAAAGGAGCACUUGGAAAGCGACCUGGUCAACGAUUCGGAUAUAGAGCUUCUCUAUGGCACCUAUGUCAAGUGCGACAAGCAUGCGCUCUCACUGUUGCCGCACAAGGGAGUGAAACAGAUGGCCAGACGCCUCUCGUACCAUGGCUGUCAUCCAUAUCCCGGGCUGGUCCUCGAGUGCGUGGCCAACGAGAUGAUCCUGCACUGUCCCACUAAGCGGUUCCGUCAAACAGCCCAGUGUGAAGAGACCCGCAAUCAUUUGAGGCAGUGUAUGCAGUAUCUAAAGUACAAAUCCUAG
Messenger RNA from Drosophila santomea, 604 nucleotides. RefSeq names its product general odorant-binding protein 68 (gene Obp46a). The record is from RefSeq and is a predicted model, not a curated record. The transcript has 4 exons. Bases 8 to 604 code for a protein of 198 amino acids. NCBI's taxonomy places the organism in Eukaryota, Metazoa, Arthropoda, Insecta, Diptera, Drosophilidae.